AUGGGCUACCAGGGAGGAGGUCUGGCAGGCCGCCCGAAAUCGAAACAUGCUCCCGAAGACCGGGGACCCCUGGGCACCGGGGCGAAAUCGGUCGCCCCCAGGAAGGGGCUUUGGCUAGUUGGAAUCAAGGACGCAUCUAAAGCCAACCAGAUCAUCGGGGGCACUGUGGAAUUCAACUAUAAGGGACAUGUGCACAAAGGCAUCUUCGAAAAAUACUACACCGGCGGCCCCAAGCGGUUCGUUACCGACUCAGUGGGAGCGAUAGACGAUGACGACCUAAUCGGACUCAUUGCGACCAACGUCCCCGGGAUAGAAUUCGACCUUGCAAAGCAGGCACUGGGAGGUACCGUCGGGCCGAAGAGGCAGGUGGAUUUCGCUAAGCCACCAGGACUUAUCGGCCUCUGCGGUCUCCGGCUCCAUAAUCCCAGGAUCUCCCUUGGCGCCUGCGAGCACAUUCAGGGCGACCUGGGACCGACCAGCGCCCCACACGUGCCUCCCGCCGCCUGGUUUAUUCGAAAUGUGAAGCGAUUGUCGGACUUUCCGGACAAGUUCCUCCUCAGUUACUCUGGGAAGAACCGUUAUAUCAACCUAGAAGGAACGAAUAGGCUGUUCUGUGCUGAUCAGAUCACACUCGCCACCAUCCACAUCGAUACCUUCGACAGACGGUCUAUCAAACCGACAUCCCCCGUCUGUAAGGGCCAGCGUUUUACCAUCCCCGCUCCGGAAGAAACAGCAACUCUCAAGUCUAUUUUGAACUCCGUCCAAGCACCAACUGAAACGACAUUUCUGAAGCUCUUCCAGACAGCUCUGGAGCUCUGCCAAAGGGACAGAGCCAUACAGUCAAACACGACCUAG
Messenger RNA from Aspergillus saccharolyticus JOP 1030-1, 855 nucleotides. RefSeq lists its product as uncharacterized. The transcript is spliced from 3 exons. NCBI's taxonomy places the organism in Eukaryota, Fungi, Ascomycota, Eurotiomycetes, Eurotiales, Aspergillaceae. Bases 1 to 855 code for a protein of 284 amino acids. The record is from RefSeq and is a predicted model, not a curated record.